Molecule: messenger RNA, 1899 nt
Organism: Mucor velutinosus
Lineage: Eukaryota; Fungi; Mucoromycota; Mucoromycetes; Mucorales; Mucoraceae
Product: Protein transport protein S9 plasma membrane t-SNARE
Exons: 3
Coding region: 1-1899 (632 amino acids)
Source: RefSeq, a predicted model, not a curated record
AUGUGCUCGCCUCAAAGAUCGUAUCAACUUUCUGUUCACAAUUAUUCUUCUAUAAAUAUUCCAACUUCUGUUAGAAAAUAUUUAGGAUUUGGUACAAAGUUUGUUCCUAAACCCAAAGCAAAUCCUCGCUUAAUUUUACCAAGCGUAGAAGACUUUACAAGACGCAUUCGUAUUAAGGAAAUUUUCAAAGAUACUCGUGAUAAUCCUGACUUUGAUAUUAGAUUCCAUGUCAAAACCUCGACUUGGAAACCUAAUCCUUCCUCAAAUACCUUGAUUGAAAAAGGGCUUAGACUUGUAAAAAGUAAUGUCAUGCCUCUUAAUCAUCCUACACAUUAUCAAGUUUAUAAUAAUAGACUUAAUGAUAUUGUACCCAAGUUCUUUAAGGAAUUUAUUAAUAAUCCUGAUAUACUCAUUAAAGCUUCUGAUAAAAAUCUUGGACUCACUGUUCUUGACACUAGCUGGUAUAUUCAAGAAGGACUUCGACAAUUAAAUGACCCCCGCUUCUAUAAGCAAUUAGACAAAAAUUUCUUUUCUCCUGAAAAUUUUGAUUCUAAUAUUCAGAACAUUGUUAGUACUGCUAAUAGUUUAUUAUCUUUACUAUGUUCUCAAUGGGGUACAUCCAUCUUUAAUAAACAGCAUGAGAAAUAUCUUAGGCAUCGACUCCUUAAUGAUAGAAAGUUACCUACCUUUCAUCUGCUGCCAAAGAUUCACAAGACACCUAUGCAAGGUCGUCCUAUUGUUCCUUCUCAUAGUUGGGUCACGACUGGUUUCUCUACUUAUAUUGAUACAGUCUUACAAAAAGUACUUCCACACUUGCCCUAUAUUAUUAAAGAUACUAAAUCCCUUGUUAAAUCACUUGAUGGAAUUUCUAUUCCUCAAGACGAAAGACUUUUAUGGCUAGUUACUGGUGAUGUGUCUUCAAUGUACACUAAUCUACCUACUACCCCAUAUGCUUUCGAUGUUAUUGCUAAAACUGUUGACAAAUAUCUUCCUCUUUCUCCAAAUGAUACUACCCUUAUCAGAGAAACACUCAAGUUUGUCAUGAGCAAUAACUAUUUUACUUUUCAAGGAAUACCAUAUCAUCAGGUCUCAGGUAUUGCUAUGGGUACUGCAUGCGCUCCUGCUUAUGCAAAUAUCUUGAUGCAUCAUUUCGAAGAACGUUUCUUUGAAUUUAAUCCUGAUUUUACUCUGAUCUUUUAUGGUCGAUAUAUCGAUGAUAUCUUUUUCAUGUUUAAAGGUUCUGAACAAGAACUUAAAACUUUCUUGACUACUUUUGAUACCAAACGUGCUUUUAGUAAUCAAUUAAAGAUAUCUUGGGAUUAUUCAACUACCUCUGUUAGUUUUCUUGACCUUCAAAUUCAUGCAAAACAUAAUAAAGUUGAAUUAUCCACACAUCAGAAAAUGCUUAAUAAAUACUUGUACAUUCCAUUCUCUUCUUAUCAUCCCAAAGAUAAUAAAGUUGGUUUUAUUAAAGCUGAACUGAUCAGAUAUAUUCGUAACAGCUCUUCCUAUCGAAGUUUUGCUAACACUGCUAAACAAUUUUUUACUCGUUUACGACUCCGUGGUUACCCGCCACGAUUCUUAAUCUGGGUCUUUAGCCAAGUGCGUUACGAUGACAGACCGAAAUAUCUAGAAGAUGCUCCUCUUAGUACAGAUAAUACUCUUGUUCCUUUUGUUACAAUGUAUAAUCCUAUUUGGGAGACUCCACAUCUUCGUAAAGGACUUAGGGAAUUUUUUACUUUAAAUCCACACUACAGACCAGUAGUUGCUUUUAAAAGAAAUAAAAACAUAGCUGAUUUAUUAAAUCGUGCCAAUGUACGCAAGUUAACGGGAAAACAGUUCCAUUCAUUACAACAGGAUGGACUUUGUUGGAUUUCGUCUAAAAAACGUAAACCAUAA